AUGCGCUCUUCGCCUGCAUUGCGCAUUAUCCGCGCCGGCCGCUUUCGGCGCGCCGCUGCGACAUGGGACGGCCGGCGCGGGUUACCGCCACAGCCACGGCCUCUGCCCCAGGGUGGCCUAGAGCUCGCACUUGGCACCUCCGAGCGCCGCCUGCAGCGCAGCGCUCGAGCCUUCCUUCAGCAUCAGGGUUUCGUCUUAACCGGGUUUCUGCUGUUUCUCUCCCAGGAUCGCCACGACGCGAGCAGCAAUGGGAACCCGCGGAUCCCCCACCUGUCUUCUGCCGGACAACACCUCUACAGCCCCGCGCCUCCUCUCUCGCACACCGGGGUUGCAGAGUAUCAGCCGCCCCCCUACUUCCCGCCGCCGUACCAGCAGCUGGCAUACUCGCAGUCCGCGGACCCCUACUCGCACCUGGGAGAGGCUUACGCUGCAGCCAUCAAUCCCCUGCACCAGCCUGCGCCCACCGGCAGCCAGCAGCAGGCCUGGCCGGGUCGACAGAGCCAGGAGGGCGCUAGCCUGGCCUCGCACCACGGCCGCCCUGCUGGCCUGAUACCCCACAUUUCAGGGCUGGAAGGGGGUGCGGUGAGUGCCCGGCGGGAAGCCUACCGCCGAUCUGACCUGCUGCUGCCUCAUGCGCACGCCCUGGAAGCCGCCGGCCUGGCAGAAAACCUGGGGCUGCAUGACAUGGCUCACCCCAUUGAAGAGAAUGUGGACGACCCGCACCUGCUUCUACACGAUCAGACUGUCAUUCGCAAAGGACCCAUUUCAAUGACCAAGAACCCUUUGGGCCUCCCGUGCCAGAAGGACCUGGUGGGAGCAGUCAUGAACCCCAGUGAGGUCUUCUGCUCGGUGCCUGGAAGACUGUCCCUGCUCAGCUCCACAUCUAAAUACAAAGUGACGGUGGCUGAGGUACAGAGGCGACUGUCACCACCCGAAUGCCUAAAUGCCUCGCUCCUGGGAGGUGUGCUCAGAAGAGCAAAAUCCAAAAAUGGAGGCCGGUCCCUGCGGGAAAAGUUGGACAAAAUUGGGUUGAACCUUCCAGCUGGGAGACGGAAAGCUGCCCAUGUCACUCUGCUCACGUCUCUCGUGGAAGGUGAAGCCGUCCACUUGGCCCGGGACUUUGCCUAUGUGUGUGAGGCUGAGUUCCCCAGUAAACCAGUGGCUGACUAUUUAACCAGACCUCAUCUUGGGGGACGAAAUGAGAUGGCCACCAGGAAGAGUAUGCUGCUGGCAGCACAGCAAGUGUGCAAAGAAUUCACAGACCUUCUCGGUCAAGACCGAACACCCAACGGGAACAACAGGCCGGCCCCGAUCUUGGAGACCAACAUACAAAACUGCUUGUCUCAUUUCAGUCUGAUAACUCACGGCUUUGGCAGCCAGGCCAUCUGCGCCGCGGUAUCCGCGGUGCAGAAUUACAUCAAGGAGGCUCUGAUUACCAUUGACAAGUCCUAUAUGAACCCUGGAGACCAGAGUCCUGCGGAUUCCAACAAGGCGAUGGAGAAAAUAGAAAAGCACCGGAAAUAAAGUGGGGUGCAUGGAGGCCAGAGCAGAAAGGGAGAGGACUGAAGCCCCCUUCACUGGGGCAACCUGGGAAGCACCAGCCUGGGGCAAGCAGUUGCCAUCCACCUCACCCUGGACUUGCCUUGGAGUUUUUGUGACUUUUCUAUUUUUUUUUUUUGAAACAGGGUUUCUCUGUGUAACUGCGCCUUUCCUGGAACUCGCUUUGUAGACCAGGCUGGCCUUGAACUCACAGAGAUCCGCCUGCCUCUGCCUCCAGAGUGCUGGGAUUAGAGGCGUGUGCCACCACCGCCUGGCGUGACUUUUCUAUUUAACCCUGGACAUACUAUCCCGAAGCAAUUUGGUUUGGUUGUUUUACUCAUUAAACAUUUAUUUUUUUGAAAUCCAUUCCCUCUCUGAAAGGUGCUAUAAGUUUUGGAAUCCCUUUGUGAAAUCCUCCUGGGCUAAUGAGAAACCCCACACUGAGCUGCUGACGGGGCAGAUGGAUGGGAGAUAAAGGGAUCAAUCAUAACUUAUUUUUUUCUGUGUUAAGAUAAUGUCUGGCUUUUAUGUCACUAAAAUAUUUAUCUAAAAAAUUAGUAUUUAUCUAGCUUUCCCUGCCCCUCAGUGAUCACACCUUCUGGUAGGAGGCAAAAGUCGGAUAUUCUUAGCAGAUCCUCACCAUGGUACGUGACAGGCUUCCAACCCCAUGUUGAAAAGGGGGGGGGUCUCCUGGUUCUAAGGAAUUUAGAAAGCAAAGCCUGCUGAUUGUUUCAUGCUUCCUUCCUCUUUUAAAAAAAAUGUUGAAAGUUUAAAAUCCUUUAGAUAGUGGAAUUUUUUUAAUGACCUGUUCCUUUAAGGUAUAGAAGCUUUAUUUGCAUAUUUAUUUCAUAUCUUGAUAUUUUUUUUCCACGUAAACUUGAAGAGGGUAGGCACACAGCAGCGCCUGUCAUCCCCAAGUCCCCAAGGAGGCUCUGUUGAGAAACUGUUGCGUGUACAGAUUUUAUUUAUGCAUAAUUUAAUGGGAUCUGUAAAUACUUCUUAUGACUUUUUGAGAAAUGGGAUUCGAUUUUAAUAUUGACUUUUAUGGUGAUGGAUGACAUAGCACCUCUAGAUUUUAUGCAUAGGCACACAGGGUAUUGAGACUGAACCUGAUCGGGACUGAUCAAGCACUGUGUCUCGUUCCUUCGGGCUGAACCAGAAGAGUAGAGUAGAGUUUGUGUGGGUGAAGUGUGGAUUGCAA
Messenger RNA from Peromyscus californicus insignis, 2740 nucleotides. RefSeq names its product transcription factor AP-2 gamma (gene Tfap2c). NCBI's taxonomy places the organism in Eukaryota, Metazoa, Chordata, Mammalia, Rodentia, Cricetidae. Gene Ontology annotation, cellular component: nucleus. The coding region runs from base 1 to 1524 and encodes 507 amino acids. The record is from RefSeq and is a predicted model, not a curated record. Gene Ontology annotation, molecular function: RNA polymerase II transcription regulatory region sequence-specific DNA binding; DNA-binding transcription factor activity, RNA polymerase II-specific. Gene Ontology annotation, biological process: regulation of transcription by RNA polymerase II; regulation of cell population proliferation; anatomical structure development. The transcript is spliced from 8 exons.